GCAGCAUCGUGCUAAGCGGCGGGCGCUACUCGAACAUGGCGCCUCGGAUAUAGUUGUAGCUUUAAUGUAGCAGGCGACAUCCAUGUGCCUCAUGCCUUGGAAAUCUAAGGCUCUCAUCGUUGGCCGCAUAGACAAUGACAGAAGAUUCCGACUCGAUAUCUGAGGAAGAACGCAGUUUGUUCCGUCCCUUUACCCGCGAAUCAUUGGUGCAAAUUGAACAACGCAUUGCCGCUGAACAUGAAAAGCAAAAGGAGCUGGAAAGAAAGAGAGCCGAGGGAGAGGUGAUCCGAUAUGAUGACGAGGACGAGGAUGAAGGUCCACAACCGGAUCCUACACUUGAACAGGGUGUGCCAAUACCUGUUCGAUUGCAGGGCAGCUUCCCGCCGGAAUUGGCCUCCACUCCUCUCGAGGAUAUCGAUCCAUACUACAGCAAUGUACUGACAUUCGUAGUUGUAAGCAAGGGAAAAGAUAUUUUUCGCUUUUCUGCAUCAAAAGCAAUGUGGCUGCUCGAUCCAUUCAAUCCGAUACGUCGUGUGGCCAUUUACAUUUUAGUGCAUCCAUUAUUUUCGUUAUUUAUCAUUACCACCAUUCUCGUGAACUGCAUAUUGAUGAUAAUGCCGACAACGCCCACGGUCGAGUCCACUGAGGUGAUAUUCACCGGAAUCUACACAUUUGAAUCAGCUGUUAAAGUGAUGGCACGAGGUUUCAUUUUAUGCCCGUUUACGUAUCUUAGAGAUGCAUGGAAUUGGCUGGACUUCGUAGUAAUAGCUUUAGCUUAUGUGACCAUGGGUAUAGAUUUAGGUAAUCUAGCAGCCUUGCGAACGUUUAGGGUGCUGCGUGCGCUAAAAACCGUAGCCAUUGUUCCAGGCCUGAAAACCAUCGUCGGAGCGGUCAUUGAGUCUGUGAAAAAUCUGCGCGAUGUGAUAAUAUUGACAAUGUUCUCCCUUUCGGUGUUCGCACUGAUGGGCCUCCAAAUCUACAUGGGCGUGCUGACACAGAAAUGCAUUAAGAAAUUCCCGCUUGAUGGUUCCUGGGGCAACUUGACCGAUGAGAAUUGGGACUAUCAUAAUCGCAAUAUUUCCAAUUGGUAUUCGGAGGACGAUGGCAUAUCGUUUCCGCUAUGUGGCAAUAUCUCUGGCGCCGGUCAAUGCGAUGACGAUUACGUGUGUCUCCAGGGGUUUGGACCGAAUCCCAACUAUGGUUAUACCAGUUUCGAUUCAUUCGGUUGGGCAUUUCUAUCCGCCUUCCGUCUGAUGACGCAAGACUUUUGGGAGGACCUGUACCAGCUGGUGCUACGCGCCGCUGGACCCUGGCACAUGCUGUUCUUUAUAGUCAUCAUCUUCCUAGGUUCAUUCUAUCUUGUGAAUUUGAUUUUGGCCAUUGUUGCCAUGUCAUAUGACGAAUUGCAAAAGAAGGCCGAAGAAGAGGAGGCUGCCGAAGAGGAGGCGAUACGUGAGGCAGAAGAGGCGGCCGCUGCGAAGGCCGCUAAGUUGGAGGAGCGAGCCAAUGCGCAGGCGCAAGCCGCCGCAGAUGCAGCCGCCGCCGAGGAGGCGGCCCUGCAUCCCGAAAUGGCCAAGAGUCCAACGUAUUCGUGUAUCAGCUAUGAGCUAUUCGUGGGCGGUGAGAAGGGCAACGACGACAACAACAAGGAGAAGAUGUCCAUACGCAGCGUCGAAGUGGAGUCGGAGUCGGUGAGCGUUAUACAAAGACAACCAGCACCUACCACAGCACACCAAGCUACCAAAGUUCGUAAAGUGAGCACGACAUCCUUAUCCUUACCUGGUUCACCGUUUAACAUACGCAGGGGAUCACGUAGUUCUCACAAGUACACGAUACGUAAUGGACGUGGCCGUUUCGGAAUACCUGGCAGUGAUCGUAAGCCUCUCGUAUUGUCAACAUAUCAGGAUGCACAACAACAUUUGCCGUACGCCGACGACUCCAACGCAGUGACGCCCAUGUCUGAGGAGAACGGAGCCAUCAUAGUGCCGGUUUACUAUGGAAAUCUAGGCUCUAGACACUCGUCGUAUACCUCGCACCAGUCCCGUAUCUCGUAUACCUCACAUGGCGAUCUGCUCGGCGGCAUGGCCGUCAUGGGCGUCAGCACAAUGACCAAGGAAAGCAAGUUGCGCAAUCGCAAUACACGCAAUCAAUCAGUGGGCGCCUCCAAUGGCGGCACCACCUGCCUGGACACCAAUCAUAAGGUCGAGCAUCGCGACUACGAAAUCGGCCUGGAGUGCACGGACGAAGCGGGCAAGAUCAAACAUCACGACAAUCCUUUUAUUGAGCCCGUCCAGACACAAACGGUGGUCGACAUGAAAGAUGUUAUGGUCCUGAAUGAUAUUAUUGAGCAAGCCGCAGGUCGGCAUAGUCGCGCAAGUGAUCGCGGUGUCUCCGUUUACUAUUUCCCAACAGAGGACGACGACGAGGACGGGCCGACGUUCAAAGACAAGGCGCUCGAAGUGAUACUCAAAGGGAUCGAUGUGUUUUGUGUGUGGGAUUGCUGCUGGGUUUGGUUGAAAUUUCAGGAAUGGGUUUCUCUGAUCGUCUUCGAUCCGUUCGUGGAGCUCUUCAUCACGCUGUGCAUCGUUGUGAACACAAUGUUCAUGGCCAUGGACCAUCACGACAUGAACAAGGAGAUGGAGCGUGUGCUCAAGAGCGGAAACUAUUUCUUCACUGCGACUUUUGCCAUUGAGGCCACCAUGAAGCUGAUGGCCAUGAGUCCGAAGUACUAUUUCCAGGAGGGCUGGAACAUCUUCGAUUUCAUCAUUGUCGCACUCUCACUGCUCGAGCUGGGACUCGAGGGCGUUCAGGGCUUAUCCGUAUUGCGUUCGUUUCGUUUGCUGCGUGUAUUCAAAUUGGCCAAAUCAUGGCCAACGUUAAAUUUACUAAUAUCGAUAAUGGGUCGCACUGUCGGCGCUCUGGGCAAUCUGACCUUCGUCCUAUGCAUUAUAAUCUUCAUUUUUGCUGUAAUGGGCAUGCAGCUGUUUGGCAAGAACUACACAGAUCACAAGGAUCGCUUUCCGGAUGGUGAUCUGCCGCGCUGGAACUUCACCGACUUCAUGCACAGCUUCAUGAUCGUGUUCCGAGUGCUAUGCGGAGAGUGGAUCGAGUCCAUGUGGGACUGCAUGUACGUGGGCGAUGUCUCCUGCAUACCAUUCUUCUUGGCCACCGUUGUCAUCGGCAAUCUUGUGGUUCUUAACCUUUUCUUAGCCUUGCUUUUGUCAAAUUUUGGCUCAUCUAGUUUAUCAGCACCGACUGCCGACAAUGAUACCAAUAAGAUCGCCGAGGCCUUUAAUCGUAUUGGCCGUUUUAAGAGUUGGGUUAAGCGUAAUAUUGCUGAUUGUUUCAAGUUAAUACGUAACAAAUUGACAAAUCAAAUAAGUGAUCAACCAUCAGGUGAGAGGAUCAACCAGAUCAGUUGGAUUUGGAGCGAAGAGCACGGUGACAACGAAUUGGAGCUGGGCCACGACGAGAUACUGGCCGAUGGGCUGAUCAAGAAGGGCAUCAAGGAGCAGACACAGCUGGAGGUGGCCAUCGGCGAUGGCAUGGAGUUCACAAUCCACGGCGACAUGAAGAACAACAAGCCGAAGAAAUCCAAAUAUCUAAAUAAUGCAACGAUGAUUGGCAACUCAAUUAACCACCAAGACAAUAGACUGGAACACGAGCUAAACCAUAGAGGUUUGUCCUUACAGGACGACGACACUGCCAGCAUUAACUCAUAUGGUAGCCAUAAGAAUCGACCAUUCAAGGACGAGAGCCACAAGGGCAGCGCCGAAACGAUGGAGGGCGAGGAGAAGCGCGACGCCAGCAAAGAGGAUUUAGGUCUCGACGAGGACCUGGACGAGGAGGGCGAAUGCGAGGAGGGCCCCCUCGACGGUGAUAUCAUAAUACACGCUAACGACGAGGAUAUACUUGACGAAUAUCCAGCUGAUUGCUGCCCCGAUUCGUACUAUAAGAAAUUUCCAAUCUUAGCCGGUGACGAAGAUUCGCCGUUCUGGCAAGGAUGGGGCAAUUUACGACUGAAAACUUUUCAAUUAAUUGAAAAUAAAUAUUUUGAAACAGCUGUUAUCACUAUGAUUUUAAUGAGUAGCUUAGCUUUGGCUUUAGAAGAUGUUCACCUGCCACAACGGCCGAUACUGCAGGAUAUUUUAUACUAUAUGGACAGAAUAUUUACGGUUAUAUUCUUCUUGGAGAUGUUAAUCAAGUGGUUGGCGCUCGGCUUCAAAGUGUACUUCACGAAUGCGUGGUGCUGGCUUGAUUUCGUUAUUGUCAUGGUAUCGCUUAUCAACUUCGUUGCUUCACUUGUUGGAGCUGGUGGUAUUCAAGCCUUCAAGACUAUGCGAACGUUAAGAGCACUGAGACCACUACGUGCCAUGUCCCGUAUGCAGGGCAUGCGGGUCGUCGUUAAUGCGCUGGUACAAGCUAUACCGUCCAUCUUCAAUGUGCUAUUGGUGUGUCUAAUAUUUUGGCUAAUUUUUGCCAUAAUGGGUGUACAGCUUUUUGCUGGAAAAUAUUUUAAGUGCGAAGAUUUAAAUGGAACAAAGCUCAGCCACGAGAUAAUACCAAAUCGCAAUGCAUGCGAGAGCGAGAACUACACGUGGGUGAAUUCAGCAAUGAAUUUCGAUCAUGUAGGUAACGCGUAUCUGUGCCUUUUCCAAGUGGCGACCUUUAAAGGCUGGAUACAAAUAAUGAACGAUGCAAUCGAUUCACGAGAGGUGGACAAGCAGCCGAUUCGUGAAACGAACAUCUACAUGUAUUUAUAUUUCGUGUUCUUCAUCAUAUUUGGAUCAUUUUUCACACUCAAUCUGUUCAUUGGUGUUAUCAUUGAUAAUUUUAAUGAGCAAAAGAAAAAAGCAGGUGGAUCAUUAGAAAUGUUCAUGACAGAAGAUCAGAAAAAGUACUAUAAUGCUAUGAAAAAGAUGGGCUCUAAAAAACCAUUAAAAGCCAUUCCAAGACCAAGGUGGCGUCCACAAGCAAUAGUCUUUGAAAUAGUAACCGAUAAGAAAUUCGAUAUAAUCAUUAUGUUAUUCAUUGGUCUAAACAUGUUCACCAUGACACUCGAUCGUUACGAUGCGUCGGACACGUACAACGCGGUCCUUGACUAUCUGAAUGCGAUAUUCGUAGUUAUUUUCAGUUCCGAAUGUCUAUUAAAAAUAUUCGCUUUACGAUAUCACUAUUUUAUUGAGCCAUGGAAUUUAUUUGAUGUAGUAGUUGUCAUUUUAUCCAUCUUAGGUAAGUAAAAAUGCCAAAAACUUAUCAAUUUUGUACUUGCAAAUACCAACAAAAAAUACCAAAAAAGCCAUAAAGCUUAAAUAGGCCCCAAAAAAUAAAAAAAAUAAAUCCAAGCCCCAAACCCAAUACUCCACAUAACCGUACGCUCUUGCUGUAUGUGUGUAUGUUUCUCUAUCUCUGUCUUUC
Drosophila arizonae is the source of this 5418-nucleotide messenger RNA. RefSeq names its product sodium voltage-gated channel paralytic (gene para). Gene Ontology annotation, cellular component: plasma membrane; voltage-gated sodium channel complex. Lineage: Eukaryota; Metazoa; Arthropoda; Insecta; Diptera; Drosophilidae. Gene Ontology annotation, biological process: membrane depolarization during action potential; neuronal action potential; sodium ion transmembrane transport. Gene Ontology annotation, molecular function: calcium ion binding; voltage-gated sodium channel activity. The record is from RefSeq and is a predicted model, not a curated record.